Phymastichus coffea is the source of this 962-nucleotide messenger RNA. RefSeq lists its product as uncharacterized. The transcript has 3 exons. The coding region runs from base 1 to 621 and encodes 206 amino acids. The record is from RefSeq and is a predicted model, not a curated record. NCBI's taxonomy places the organism in Eukaryota, Metazoa, Arthropoda, Insecta, Hymenoptera, Eulophidae.
AUGGAGCUGUUGCGUAUUGGAGAAAAUACACGUCAAAAUGCAAUUUUAGGAUCAAGAAAUCUAGGAGGUCGCAGCGAUUCAUACGAUGAUCUUGAUUUUUGUUACGGACGCGGUCAUUCCGAAGAUCCGUUCGAAGAUGAGUUCGUUUCCAGUCAAAGACGUUUCAAAGACCGUGCCUCUGCUGCUUUUGAUGAAGAUCUGGCCGAGUUGCGUCGCAAGCGACGGGAUGUACAGGAUCGUCUAUUCGACAUGAUAGACCUGAAUGCGGAGAUCGAGAAAGCUCGAAACACUCUGGAACAGGCAGAUAAUGUGUUCGGGCGUCACGCCUUGCGCUUUGAUAAUCAGGGGGGUGACGUGGAGAACACGUCGCUAGCCCAACGAUUGGAGCGUGCGCGCACGCUCGCUGCCAUGGAGGUACCUGAUACCAAAUCUAGUAACGUCAAGUGGACCAAAUUGGUGCCGGUCGAAGAGGGCACCAUGCCACUCGAGGCAACUCCAACUCAGAUGCGCAGAACUCGACUUAACUCUAUCGUCGAUGGCACCAACAAUCCCUAUAUCGAGAAGCUCGAACCGCGUGGUAAACGCGGAUACUCCAAGAGAAAGAAGAGCGUCUCCUUCUAGAUCAAUGUCAUUCAUCGAUGCAACCAUAACCUAUUAUUUUCAAAUUCGAUUAUCAUUUUCUUUAUGUUCUUUAUUCUUCUAUCGCUUUCAAUUAUUUUAUUCAGCUGUGGGCACGUUUAUUUUACAUUUCAUGCUCUUCGUGCAGCUGACUAUUCAAUUUAAUUGCUUUACAUUCAUUUAUUUCAUGUUUUACAUCAUGAUAUCUCUGUCAUCGAAUCGAGUAAUUAACAUUGCCACAGUUACUUAUUUUAGCUUUUUCGCUUACACAUUUGUAAACAUUUGUUUUCUAAGAUCAACCAAUGAAAAAAUUAAUUAUUUGUACCAAAUAUUUUUAACUGUUA